AUGAGCAUUCCUCACGAUGAACGUAUUUCAAGACUAGCUGAAAGGCUUACAAGUCUUCAAGGCAAGAUGGACAAUCACCGCUCCCAAAACAUGGAAGGCUUGGACUCAAAGCUCAAAGGCAUUGAAGACCUUUUCAAUGAUUUCCAAGACCAGUCCUCUAGAAAGUUUAACGUUCUAAAAGACCAAUUGACCAAGCUUUAUAAAGGAAUUGAAGAAGAAAGCGAAAACAGAGAGUCCCUUGCAGAAGCCAAAUCUAGAGAAAUCAAAGGAAUGGAAACUAGGAUCAAAGGAGUUUUAGAAGCUGAAUUUAACUCCCGAAGAGAAAUCGAGCAAAGAAUGUAUGCAGUUUCUACUCAGUAGCCCAUAAAAUAUGGCUUAAUAUUCAUAAGACAAUUGAAGGAAAACUCUAUAUAAUCAGAUUGAAGAAAAAGCAAAUAUUAUUAGAAAUGAGCUGAAAAAAGAAAGCCAGCUACGACAAGAGUCUAUCGAUACCCUUCAACAAUACUUAGAUGUCGACAUUCCCAAGAUCCACGAAGCACUAAAAGCUGAAAAUGAGGACAGAGAACAAAUGGAAGGAGCUAUAAUGAAGCAGUUUCAUGAUGACAUGGACAAGCUGUACCAAGCUUUUUAUCAAGAGAAAAAGCAAAGAGAAGAGAGCGAAGAAAAUUUGCAGGAAUAUUUAAAAGAGGUUGUCCUUAAUUUAAAAGCAGAUAUAGAUAAAGAAAAAAUAGAAAGAGAGACAACUGAAGAAAACACUUUUAAGCGGCUCCAUGAAAAAUGACCGUGGAUUUUUGACAGUGUAAAUUUCAUCGAAAUCCAUUUGGUCGAAAAUCUUUGACAGGCGGACAUUUGGCCGAAAAGUAACUUUUUUUUCGGUCAAAUGUCUCACUAUCAAAAAUUUUCGAUCAUUUUUCGGCCAAAAAUUUUUCGGUGAAAUGGACACUAUCAAAAAUCCACAGUCAUUUGAUAUGCACCCACUUUUAAGCCUACUUGAAGCUACUUGUACAAAGCUCAACGCAGCUUCUCAUCUUUAA
Blepharisma stoltei is the source of this 1034-nucleotide messenger RNA. The record is from the annotation of a GenBank genome assembly. NCBI's taxonomy places the organism in Eukaryota, Ciliophora, Heterotrichea, Heterotrichida, Blepharismidae.